Brassica rapa (field mustard) is the source of this 948-nucleotide messenger RNA. Its product is annotated as PRA1 family protein F1. Lineage: Eukaryota; Viridiplantae; Streptophyta; Magnoliopsida; Brassicales; Brassicaceae. The record is from RefSeq and is a predicted model, not a curated record. Gene Ontology annotation, biological process: vesicle-mediated transport. Gene Ontology annotation, cellular component: endoplasmic reticulum; Golgi apparatus.
GAUAACACAAUAACAUGUUACUUAUUAAUUAGUGUUUUCGAGCGCAUUAUACGUAUCCCAUUUUCCACUUUUCUUAUACAAACACGAUCAUUGUUUCAAUAUUUUAUUUUAUGGGAGCUUAUGGCUUUAUAUAACCUCUCAGUUGUAUACAACUCUAUCUUCACUUUUCACAACACAUCACACUUCCAGCAAAAAUAAUAUCUCUCUCAUAUUUCAGAAGGAAAAAAAAAACAUACAUGACAACAUACGGCACAAAUCCAACGUCAGCUAACGACCUAGCACCAAAACUCGAGUACAUCACACGAGCCAAUGACCAACAGAACGUAAGACCCGGCCUCGCCACACGCCGUUCAUGGAAACAAAUGCUCGACCUCCACUCUUUCAACUUUCCGCGCAAAAUAGCCACCGUGAUCACCAGAAUCAAAGCGAACACCGUCUACUUCCAGACAAACUACACCAUCGUUGUCCUCUUCUCCGUGUUCCUCAGUCUGGUCUGGAAUCCCUUGUCACUCCUAAUCCUACUCGCUAUAAUCGGCGCGUGGCUCUUCCUCUACUUCCUCCGUGAUGAACCACUCACUGUAUUCGACCGCGAGAUCGACCACCGUGUCGUUCUUAUGGCCAUGUCUGUUCUCACUCUCUCGAUACUUUUCUUAACCGACGCAAAGCUCAAUAUUGCAGUGGCCAUCGUGGCAGGCGUGGCGGUUGUAUUGUCCCACGCAGCUGUUAGGAAAACAGAAGAUAUGUACCAAAACGAAGAUGAAACCAGUCGUUUACUUCCCUAAGUAUAAAAUGAUCUUCAUUUGCUAGAAUAUUUGACAUUAUGAGUAUGAUGUGUUGUUGCGUUUAGGCUUUUCAAAUCUCUUAUAACUAAAAUGUUGUAGCUACCAUUGUUUAUUAAGGUUUAUGUUUGUUUGUUUUUUAUAUUCUAUGUUAUAGCUUAUUAGUAUU